AUGGCGGAUAGACCUAUGCCCUCGUCCUUUGACGAGGACAAGGAAUACAACGAAACCGCCUCCCAGAAAGUAACCCGCAAGCUCCGCGAAGAACCUCUAAUCCCUCUCGGAACCCUCCUAACAUGCAUGGCCCUCUACAACGCCUGGCGCGCCAUGCGCCGCGGCGACCGAGCACAAGUACAACGCAUGUUCCGCGCACGCGUAGGCGCGCAAGCAUUCACCGUAAUGGCCAUGGUAGCAGGCGGCGCAUACUACGGCGCGGACCGGGAAAAGCGCAAAGAACUCGUCAAACUCGAAGCCCAACAACGCGCCGAAGAGCGACACCAGAAAUGGUUACAUGAAUUGGAGGUUCGAGAUGAAGAGGAGAAGCAGUUGAAAGCUGCUAUGAAACGACGGCAGGAUAGGGUGCAGCAGCGACGCGCUGAUGAGGAGAAGAGGGUGAGGGAGAGUGGUGGGGAGGUUGGGGAGGGGGAUGAGAAUGCGCCGAAGGCGGAAACGAAUUCUGAUGCUGAUGGUCAGGUACCAACGCAAGAGAAGAAAGAGGGUCCGGGGGUGUUAGGUGCGUUGUCGAGUGCUGGUGGUUGGUUUGGGACGGGAAAGAAUAGAAAUUCGAAACCAACAGAGGAAACAAAAGUCCAAGGGGCUAAGGAUGAAGAAAAGAGUACGGAAAAGAAGGUCGAAGCGGAAGUGCCUAAAAAGUGA
This is a messenger RNA of Hypoxylon trugodes, 702 nucleotides long. Its product is annotated as hypoxia induced protein conserved region-domain-containing protein. Gene Ontology annotation, biological process: mitochondrial respirasome assembly. The transcript is spliced from 3 exons. Bases 1 to 702 code for a protein of 233 amino acids. Gene Ontology annotation, cellular component: mitochondrion. The record is from RefSeq and is a predicted model, not a curated record. Lineage: Eukaryota; Fungi; Ascomycota; Sordariomycetes; Xylariales; Hypoxylaceae.